GUAUAGCUGACUAAAGGGACCCAAUACUCUGGGCAGCCUUUGACGCUAGACUCAUACUAAUAGUCACACAACAGCAGCACACGCCAACAGCGGAGGUAACCACUGCCGUACAUGAUACAGAUCAUAUCAGAGGUGACCAGUAUCAGCUCCUCAUAGAUGAUGUGUUUCCUCUUCAUGUCCGUCAGCUGGUUCAGUGAUCCUGGACAGUCCAGUCCUCCCUGUGAUGGAGGGACACGAUGUGACUCUGAUCUGCAGACCAAGAGUCACAAUGUCUUCCUUCCACCUCACAGCUGAUUUCUAUAAAGAUGGCGUCUUCAUCAGGAGCAGCUCCACAGGAAACAUGACCAUCCACAGUGUUUCUCCAUCUGAUGAAGGACUCUACAAAUGUAACUGUGUCUCUGGAGCUGGAGGAUCAGCAGACAGCUGGCUGACUGUCAGAGCGCCUCCUGCAGGCCGUGAUCCUCCACCUCCUCUGCUGUCUGUCUCCGCUCUGUUGCGCCACCUGGUGGUUGGAGCUCCUUACCUGGUGUCCACCAUCUUACUGGGACUCAUUUACAGAGACAGAGCAAGAGUGCAGCGUGCCAGGAAAUCAAGGCAAACAUCCAAUGAUGUUAUAAUGGAAAUGGCUGCAUGACAACCGCUGACAUCACACAUCAACAGUGAAAGAUGAGAGAGAGGAAAACAUCAAUUUUCCUGUUGCAUCCCGUGUUUACUUUAAAUAAGUCUGAUCCUUUUCUUCAUCUUUUUCACAUUAUAUUUAUCUUUCAUCAUUCCGUCUAUUCAGUUUCAACAUUUUGGGUUUCAUGUGUGUGAGUUUGUGCUGUGCAAAAAGAACAUAAACAUUUCUUUGUUUUUUUUUCACACCUGUUUUUGAAUCGAGGCCGAAACCUCCUUGUGGCUUUUUAGGCGGCUGGUAGCUGUCCGACGUGAAGCGCUCACUGUUGCCAUGGCAGCUGGUUUGACAGAAGCGGAGGUGUUUGUGGUGUGAGUUUCAGAGGGUGCUCCAGCUUCCUCCCACAGUCCAAAGACAUGCAGCCCAAACAGUACAACAGCGUGGUCACAUCCUGUCUGACGGGUGGUUGUCACCGCCCCUGCGGUACGCCCAAGGACAACAAAUCAAGUAUCCUCUCUGCGAAAGAAACGGCUGGAAAACACUUCCGGGUGUCUUUGACUCGUCCUGACUUUAACUCGGGAACUUUGUGCACGGAGUUUGGUCCAGUUUGUCACAGCUAGAUAUGAAGACUUGGAGGAACAGCAGACAGCAGGAGACGAAGUGACGGUCAGACGAAGAAAGAAGAAGUUUGUUUUCAACGCUGUGAAGGAGAGAGAAGAAGACGAGAAGUGGGAGGGGUGAGAUGAUGGAGGUGGCGGAGCAGAGAGGAGGCGUCACAGAAAAGGAGGAGACUCCUCCGAGGGAGGCAAACAGUAACUGCAACCACACUGACAACAGUGUCGCUUCCUGUCCAGCCGAGGCCACACCAGAGGUUGCCAUGGAAACAGAACAGAGCAAAGACGUCCCAGUGACACCACAGAAACCAGGACCUGUGGUUGUUCAAGCCAACAACAAAAACCCGGCCACUGAAAAGCUGGAGAAAGUCCGCAAGUGGAGCAUCACCACCUACAAGUGCACCAGGCAGGCUCUGUCAGAAAAGCUUGGCCGUGGAUCUCGUACAGUGGACCUGGACCUGGAGCCUCGCCUUGAGCUGCUCAAAGACGACCGACUGCGCUACGAAAACGUCACCAAGCUGGCUCAGACGCUGGCCAAUCAGCUCGCUCAGUUUACAGUUACCCAGAAGACACUGGGGGACGCCUUCACUGAGCUCAGCCUCAAAACACCAACACUGCAUGUGGAGUUUGGUGUGAACGCAGAGGCUCAGAGGUUUCUGUCAAAGAGCGGUGAGACUCUGACAGCGGCCAUUAACGGCUUCACAUCUGACAUGAACACCCUGGUCAACAAAACAAUCGAGGACACCAUGAUCAGCGCCAAACAGUACGAGGCCGCCAGGAUCGAGUAUGAUGCGUACCGGGUCGACCUGGAGGAGCUGAACCUGGGACCUCGGGACGCCGUCACUCUGCCCAAACUGGAGCUGGCCCAGAAAGACUUCCAGAACCAGAGGGAGAGGUACGAGAGGAUCAGGGACGCCCUGUCCGUCAAAGUUAAGCUGCUGCAGGAAAACAAGGUUAAAGUCCUCCAUAACCAGCUGUGGCUGCUUCAUAGCGCCGUUGCUGCUCACAGUUUAUCGUGUCAAAGCUUCCUGGAGCAAAACAUUCAGCAAGCCACCGAACACCUCAACAACCCCAGCGUAGACGCCCCCUCCUGGCUGGAGAGUUGACCCAUCAUGGCAAGUGGACUGAUGUUGGGUUCAGCAGAUGUUUUGGUAUAAAUAGACGCUACUGGGGGGAAAAGUCAGAGUGAGGCUUGUUUUGGGAAUUUUGGACUAAAAAAGUUGGGAUGUGAAAUUUGGGAUAGUUCGGUCGGUAGGUAGUUUAUUUAUAUUCCAGUUUGUGGGUUAGGGAUCGAUUUCCAACCUCUGGAAAACUUAGAAAAAAACUCUGUUUGCUACAAAAAUCUGGAGUUAGAUAGUUCAGAGGGAAAUUGAUUAUUCUGGAUGUUGAAUGGGCUCCUGCAGGUCUGGAAAGACAUUUGAAAGGUGGAAUUUCAUCACUUUCUGGGUCUCAAAAUAUUAUGGAUAAAAAAUUUAGAAAGGUUUUGAAAAAAUGAGGUUAUUAUUUUGAACUCUUGACAUAUUUAGGACAAGAAUUAUCUCUCUUUCUAUACUAUAGAUUCAGAGGCAUACAGUACUUGUGACUUUUGACCUGUUUAACAGAGACACAUAUAUACCCCUCCUGGUUUUCUUUCCUCUGUCUCACUGUGUUGGGGAGUAAAUCCAUAAUCCUCUGUGAGGCACUAAGCCUUUCUUUGAACUUUAAAAAUCCUCAGCCACUGCAGUCAGAAACUCACAGUUAAACUAAAAGUGCCUCAACACCACUGCUGGGAAAACAGCUUGGUUUUUCCAUAGGGGCUGGUACUAUCAGCAACUCUGCACCAGCUCGGUUUGGCUUCAUACAUCAUAUUCAGCUGUAGAUAAUUAACUUUAUUUGUUAAAAGGCAGGAAUCAAACCUGGCUGUUCUCUGGUUAAUGUCUUAUCUCCAAGCCAGUGUUUGUUCUUGGCCAAAGAUUAUUUGUGAUGUAAAAGAGACUUGUCAUAGUAUCACCACUCUAUGAGUAGAUUGUGUGUAUUCUAACUGACCAUAUCACAUCAGUCAUCGACGCUCUCCAGUAUUUGGAUCAAAUAGCUCAUUGAAAAAAUUGGCUGUUAAAGUAAAAUAUGCCACAUCGUCUUUUGCUCUUCAUAUUUUUGGGUUUUAGCUACAAACUAAGUGUCUGUGCCUUUUCUAACUAACAAAAAGUCAGAAUCUCAGCUGAAUCUUUCAAUUUUAAACCUUUUGUUGUAAAUGUUGAAUGCUGAAUUCAAAUGAGUUUCAUAAGGCAUUCGAAAGGACUCAGAUUUGACAGAAUGCUGACCCCGAACAACUUUUGGACAGUUGAUUGACCGCCACCUGCUGCAUAGUUAGUUUAAGCAGCUCUGUUCUGGUUAGGUGUUGCCUUUUUCUUUCUCUGGUGUCCAUGGCAGAAUCUCAGCGUUAUAGCGUUUAUUUGCUGUCUGUCCAGUGAAGAUUUGGAUGAUUGAUUGACGGUCAACUGUCAACUUAAUUCACCUACCACAGAUUAAGUUAAAGCAGCACUAGUUUGGUUAGCUGAUGGUCAUUUCCUCUUCUGGAUUGCAUGGCAAGACAUUCAACAGCCUGUUGAGACCAAUAAUUUGUUGGAAAACAGCUUCACUGUUCUCAAUGCUGAGCCAGCGAGUUAAAUAAUGAUGAAAGAGUUGGAUAAAUCAUGGAUGCAGCUUUUUUUCUGGUUGAAUGCUGGUCAUUUCAUCCUCUGGUAUCCAUGGCAAAAAGCUCAAGGACUGGGUUGAUCUCAAUAAUUUGCAGCAAGUCAAAGUAAAGUUGCAGUAUGCAGACCAUGGGCCUUUUUUUUGAAAAGAGGGGUUGUUUUUAGCCAAUCUUUUUGGCAAUGAGUCAUCAGUGGCUCGUUUUAGUUUUACAUUACUGUCUGUACUGUGAUGACUUGAACAAGUUAUGGAUGGCCAUCUGCUAACUUCCAGCCAAAGAUUUAGUUCCAGUAGCACUGAUCUGGUUGACUGCUCGUCAUUCAUCCUCUGGUUUACAGGGCAAGAUGCUCAGCACUUGUGGAGACCAAUAAAUUGUGACAAAUGCAGUAUGUCAACAAUAUUGCUUUAUUCAAAGGUUAAAGAAAGGUUGGCUCAUUUUGUCAACACUCUAUCAGUCACCAAAGUUUUAGUGUUUAUUUACUGUCUGACCCGUGAAGAUGUGGCCAGUUGUUGGGCUGAUUUGGCACUGAUUUGGUUGACUGCUGGUCAUUUCCGUUUCUGGUUUACAUGACAAGAUGCUCAGCAGCCUGUUGGGACCAAUAAUUAGCGAAUAACCAAAAUAUAUUGCUGUCUGUCAACGAUAUUGCCUUAUUCAUAGCUAUUGUAACAGUUGGCAGUUAAUCUUUCAGGCAAUAUUUUAACAGUAGCCAGAGUUUUAGUGUUAAUGUAUUUUUCCAGUGAUAAUUUGGAUGGUUGAUUUAUAGCCAACUUAACGUACCAGUCACAGAUUUAGUUGCAGUAGCUCUCCUCUGGUUUACAUAGCAAUCUGUAAAGAUCAAUAAUUUGCUGUGAACUCAAAAAUGUUGCUAUAUGUCGACGAUGUUGCCUUGUUUGUUGUUAAAGAAAGGCUGGUUGUAGCCAAUCUUUUUGGCAAUGUUCCAUAAGUAGCCAAAGAGCUAAUGUUUAUUUACUGACUGUCCUGUGGAGAUUUAGAAAAGCGAUAAAUCUAUUAACUUACCAGCAACAGAUUUAGAUUCAGCAGCUCUUGUCAGAUUGGCUGCUGGUUAUUUCCGCCUCUGGUUUACAUGACAAGAAGCUCAGCAAUGUGUAGAGACCAAUAUUUUGCUACAAGCCAAAAAAUGUUGCUAUACGCCAAUGAUGAUGCUUUGUGUGUUUUCAAUGCCAGGUAAGUUGGUUGUAGGCAAUCUCUCUGGCAAUGUUUCAUCAGUAGCCAAAGAUGGCUUUCUGUCAUCAUAACCUGCCUGCCACACAUUUAGUUACAGUAGGACUGGUCUUCUGGUCUGUUCGGCAACUGGUCAUUUCUUCCACUUGUUUAGGCUACAUGGCAAGAAGCUCCACAACAUGUUGACCCUAGUACUUUUUAAAAAAAAAAUAGUCGCAUUAUGCCAGCAAUGUUGUCUUUCUUUAUGUUUUGUGAAGAAAAGGUUGUGGCUUUUUGGCAAUGUUGCAUCAGUAGCCAAAGUUUUGGUGUUUAUUUAUGUCUAUACUGUGAAGAUUUGGACAAAUGAUGGAUGACCAGCCGUCAACUUACCAGCAACAGAUUUAGUUUCAGCAGCUCGUUUGGUUGGCUGCUGGUCACCAACAUGUAGAGAUGAAUAAUUUGUCAUUAACCAAAAAAUGUUGCUAUAUGUUGACAAUAUUGCCUUGUUCGUUGGUAAAGAGAGGUUAGCUCUGCUUGACAACAUUCCAUCAGUACCGAACAUUUUAGUGUUUAUUUACUUCUCCUGCAAUUAUUUGGAUGGUUGAUUGAUGACUACGGACCAAAAAAAAUUUUGCUGUACAUCGACGAUGUUGUCGUGUUUGUUGUUAAAGAAACGGUAGUUGUAGCCAGUGUUUUCGGCAAAGUUUCAUCAGUAGCCAAAGUUGUAUUUUUCUUGUCCGUCUGAUUUAACAAUGUAUCAUCAUUAGUCUAUAGGCCCCUAAAUUUAAACCACAACUACCUGGACAUUUUUUAUUCACUCCGACUAAAAUUGCGACCACCACCAAGAGUAGUUGGUGCUUCUGAAUGUUCUCCAGUUACACUCCAGUUUUAACUAUUUUAUCAGACAGUGACACAGUAAGAAACCAGUUAGUUUGUAUGUUAACUUUCUGCAACUUAAGAACUUUUAUCAUUAUCAUCCAUUAUUUUCUUGUGUAUUGGCGAGGAGAGGUGACUUGUAUUCAAGUUUAAAACCAAUCUGUUCCUUUCACACUAUGCAAUUUUGUCAGGAAAAAGAUUUUUACUCUGAAAUACUAUGGUGUAAAAAAGGAGUUAUAUUCAGUCUAGUAGAACAUGCUGAAUAGAUUUGCAGCCUUUGUAUGUUUUUUUUCUUCUGAUUGAGACCAAAAUGUUUCAGGCUCUCCCGUUCAUCCAAAUUCAGCAGACAAAAAAAUGCAGAAAUACUUUAAAUUUGUGUCAAUUUUUAACAGCAGCACAAUGUAAAAUGUUGCUCUUAUUUUGUCCUCGCACUCUUUGCACUAUAUCUAAGCAUAAUCUGCCUUUAAUAUUUGCUGUGGCACUGAAUGUGUUCAGUGAAUUUACUCCUUUCAGACUGUUCUGUUAACAUGUAUGAGUGUUUUUGUUUGUGUCACUGUACCUCAGGCCCGAAAACUAUGCAAUGACUUUUGAUGCUUUCUGUGCAAUAAUGUGUCAAAACCUCGCCUUAAAAAGUGAUUUGUACACUGCCAGUGAAUUUGUAUCCUUGUCUUCUAAAAGCAGAACUGUCCCACGUGAAUUAAGGGAUAAUACAGACUUUUUGAAGUGGGGUUGUAUGAGGUAUUUAUCCAUAGCCAGUGUAGAUGGCGGUCAACACAACCCCAGUUUAGAGAAGCAGGCAGGAGUACCACCACAGAUGCUGAGCAAUGCACUGAUGCAGAGGGGGGCAGCUUAUUUUAGCCAUUAAAAAAUAAAAUCAGGGGCGUCGGUAGAGUAGUGGAUAGUGCCAGCACCCCAUGUACAGAGGCAUUGCCUCGCUGCAGUGGUCACGGGUUCGACCCUUAAGCUGCGUGUCAGUCCCCGCUCUCUCUCUGUCUCCCCAUUUCACACACUGCCAUAUCCAUUAAAGGCAAAAGCCCACAAAAACACUCUUUAAAAAACAAAACAGUUUAAGUCUACUCUAUAUUCUGAAUAUGUUCGCUGCUUUACCACUCUGUCGUUUGCUCUCUUUAAAGCCACCAGACUCCAUUGGCAAAUACAUUAAUUUUAAAUCACUGAACACAGGAGUUGCUGGUCUACAAAGUCACACAAUAUCACGACUAAACCAACCGACUGAGGCAGCGGUUGAGCAGCAGCUCCCGUGUUCCACCAGGUGAAAUGACUGUUUAUGUCACUGCAGUCUGGAUUUAGAGAACAGCUUCAGUUCCUCGUUGGUAAAUCACCAUCCAACUGCAAGUUAAAACAGUGAAAAUAUUCUAAAUGUAGCGUACAUGUUUAUCGCUUUUAACCUUUGCCCCCAUCCACAGCAGUGCAUUGCUUAGCUUCCGUGGUGGGAUUGUUUGCUUUUCCAAACUGUUGGACCACCAUCUACAUAGGUAAUACCAGGACUAUGGAUAAGUACCUUGUAUAUCCCCACUUCAAAAAAAAAAAAUCGGAACUAUCCAUUUACAUAUUGCUUUAAAGGGAAAUUCCACUCAAUUUAAAGAUGAAGUUCCUGUGACAUGUUUGAGGCCAAAACCAGCUCCAACUUACCGUGUUGUUAUAUGAGGAAGAAACACAACAGGGUUUGGUUGUAAACUGUACAGCAGAUUAAAGAGGGAACUGGCAAAAUUAAGAUCUUUAAGUUGAUAUUCUAGGAGAAUAAAAAGUUUUUAGUGAUCCUAGCAUACUGUAAUGCCUGGUACACACUACACGAUACCAGCCCGAUUAUACCCCGACGCAGCGACGUACAGUAUCGGCAUGGGUCGUGAACGACAAUGAGUGUCGUACGUGAUAAUCCAUCGUUUCAUCUCGUGUAGUGUGUCAUGGUAGACGACAACUGACGCCACGUCUGGGACAUCCCACGACGUUCCAACAGAAAGUCUGGCAUGUUUGAUUUUCUUUUUGUAGUUCACGACUUCUCCCGUCACAGCCGUCACUUUGACCAAUAGGAACACAGAGCGAUGUGCUGCCGUGGAAACUGUACGAAAACAACAGCCCAGUUUUAUUGAUAUUCCCUGUAGGGACGUUACCACACAGAGUGAAAAGGUAGUACUGCCAUUAGCAUCAAGCUAGCAAUCAAUGUUACCUCUUCAUAACGGAGGAUAUAAAGUAGAAAGAAAAAGAAAAAAAAUAGUGGAUUUUACUCACCACAAUUGCAGAGGCUACCAGCUUCAUUUGAAACAGACGACAUUAUAAACGGGCCGUUAUUUAUUAAUCCCUCUGUGUUUUUAUAUUUUCACUUUUUAUUCGCUCCCGUUGCCUUGAAAAAAUUAAUGCAUCGCACCGUCAUUUCAAACUUAAUACUUCCUGUAUCCAUUUCAAAUUAAAAGCUCCUUAUAACUUCAGUUGAGAGAAUCCCUCCAUUUUCUAAAAAGGCUUUUAUUGUGAAACAAU
Epinephelus lanceolatus (giant grouper) is the source of this 8428-nucleotide messenger RNA. The record is from RefSeq and is a predicted model, not a curated record. NCBI's taxonomy places the organism in Eukaryota, Metazoa, Chordata, Actinopteri, Perciformes, Serranidae.